Messenger RNA from Microdochium trichocladiopsis, 651 nucleotides. Its product is annotated as Longin-like domain-containing protein. Gene Ontology annotation, molecular function: SNAP receptor activity. NCBI's taxonomy places the organism in Eukaryota, Fungi, Ascomycota, Sordariomycetes, Xylariales, Microdochiaceae. Gene Ontology annotation, biological process: retrograde vesicle-mediated transport, Golgi to endoplasmic reticulum; endoplasmic reticulum to Golgi vesicle-mediated transport; vesicle fusion with Golgi apparatus. The record is from RefSeq and is a predicted model, not a curated record. Gene Ontology annotation, cellular component: endoplasmic reticulum membrane; SNARE complex; ER to Golgi transport vesicle membrane. The coding region runs from base 1 to 651 and encodes 216 amino acids. The transcript is spliced from 3 exons.
AUGAUCCGAUCAACACAAAUCGCCCGUCUCAACGAUGGCCUCAUGCUCUGCGCUUCCGUCGAUGACGAGCAGACCGAGUCGUCCCUCUCCGAGGUCAAGUCUCAGAUCAAGCUCAUUCUUCGGAGGCUGAACCGCAACGCCGAGCCGCAGGCCAGCAUCGAGAGCGGCAACUACACACUACACUACCUCAUCGCGCAGGACAUUGUCUAUGUCUGCAUCAGUGAGCGAUCAUACCCUCGGAAGCUUGCCUUUACAUAUUUGUCCGACCUCUCAACCGAGUUUGCCAACUCUUACUCCCAACAACAACUGCACUCUCCACAGCUGCGGCCAUACGCGUUCAUGGAGUUCGACACAUUCAUAAGCCGGACCAAGGCGACCUAUGCCGAUACCAGAGCGACGCAGAACCUCGACAAGCUCAACGACGAGCUGCGCGACGUCACAAAGGUCAUGACCAAGAACAUCGAGGACCUUCUAUACAGAGGCGAUUCCCUUGAUCGCAUGGGCGAGAUCUCUAGCCGGCUUCGGGACGACAGCAAGAAGUACCGCCGGGCGGCCGUCAAAAUCAAUUGGGAUCUUCUCAUUAAGCAGUAUGCGCCAAUCGGCGUGUUCGGCCUUAUUGUCAUACUAUUCGUGUACUUCCGGUUCUUCUAG